AUGGCGUUCCUCUCGUUGAAGUCGUUAGCUUUGGCCGCUGGGCUAAUCAGCCAUGCUUUAGCCGAAUUGACCACUGCUGAGAACUCUACCCACAUCUCCCUCUCCAACAUACGCUUCGCAGUUGUUCUCGCCAAGUCUAGUGGACAUAUCAUCGAUGCUACACUCGAUGGUCAAGAUCUUCUCGGACCGCUGAGCGGGAAUAGCGGCAAGGGUCCCUAUGUUGACUGCUCUUGUAUCCCAACUGGUUUCUGGACACCUGGUAGCACCGCAGAUCUCCGCCUCGUUAAAGGUACUGAUUCUACUGGAACGAAGUAUGGCGGCAUUAUUAUGAGCGACACCUACAAGCCGACCAACCAGACUCUGUCGCAGUACUUCUUCCUCAGGGGUGAGGAAACAGGUCUGCAUGCGUUUACUCGUCUUACCUACUUCAAUGCGUCGAAGCCAUUCUUGCGAGAUCUCGGUGAAUUGCGUACACUGUUCAGGCCGAAUACCAAGCUUUGGACUCAUUUUUCUACCAGUGAGGGAAACUAUGGUCCUUUGCCUGAUGCUUCGGGUGCUUCGACAGUCCAAGAUGCUACUUGGUAUGUCGGCAAUAAAACCGAUGAUCCGUACGUUGAGCAAUACUCCGACUACUGGACAAAGUACACUCUCUCGGAGAGUUGGCGCAACCAUGAUGUCCACGGCCAGUUCAGCGAUGGCUCUACCAGUGCAGAUGGAAGUACAUUCGGUGCAUGGCUUGUUCACAAUACGCGAGAGACAUAUUAUGGCGGACCUUUGCACUCUGAUCUCGUGGUUGACGGUAUCGUGUAUAAUUACAUCGUAUCCGGCCAUCAUGGCGCGCCGAUGCCAAACAUCACUCAUGGCUUUGAUCGAACCUGGGGCCCACAGUACUACUACUUCAACAAAGGCGGUAAAGACGCGACAAUUGCUGAUCUUCGAGCUGAUGCCACCAAGUAUGCGGAUCCAGAGUGGAACACGAAGUUCUAUGACAGCAUUGCUCAACAUGUUCCGAAUUAUACCCCGUCAGCGAAGCGAACUACUUACAGUGGCAAAGUGAAGCUUCCCAAGGGCGCAAAGAAGCCGAUCAUUGUUCUUUCAGAGAACAAGCAGGACUUUCAGCUCAAUGUGUUCAAUACAAAGUCACUUCAAUAUUGGGCUGAGAUUGAUGAGUCUGGUGGCUUUAGCAUCCCUCAGGUCGUGGACGGCGUGUACAGAGUCACCAUCUACGCUGAUGAAGUGUUUGGAUGGUACAUCAAAGACGACAUUCGCAUAUCCAAAUCCCACAACAAGGACAGUUUCACAUGGAAAGAGGAGAACGCCGGAAAGGAGCUCUGGCGUAUCGGUACACCAGACAAAUCAUCUGGCGAGUAUCUUCACGGAUACGCCCCUGAUACUUCAAAGCCUCUCCAGCCAGAGCAAUACCGCAUUUACUGGGCCAAGUACGACUUUGUCGAAGAUUUCCCCAAGGGUGUCAGCUUCCACGUCGGAAAGGAUCAAGAAGCUGAAGAUCUAAACUACGUCCACUGGUCCUUCAUCGCCGCAAAAGGAAACCAUCUCCGAUCGGAGAAUUAUUACGACAACGUCAACAACUGGACCAUAACAUUCGACCUAACGAAACCACAACUCAAAAACGUCAAGACCGCAACUUUCACAGUGCAACUCGCCGGCGUACGUACCGGCAACGGUAACGCGAAGUGGACGCCCGUCAACGAUCGCUUUAACAGUAACUUACCCUGGACUGUUAACGUGAACGGCGGGUAUGAGGAUACAUGGGUGAUUCCGUACUGGCGAAGCGGCUCGUGUGCUGUUCGUAGUGCGGUUGCGUGUCAGAACAUUGAGCACAAGUUUGAGUUUCCGACUGAGAGGCUGAGGGUGGGGAGGAAUGAGUUUGUGUUGAGUUUGCCGUUUAAUGCUUCUAGUGUUGAGACGGCGCUAUUGCCUGAUACUCUUUAUGUGCAGUAUGAUGCGUUGAGGUUGGAGGUUAAGUAG
Messenger RNA from Fusarium verticillioides 7600, 1989 nucleotides. RefSeq names its product rhamnogalacturonate lyase C. The record is from RefSeq and is a predicted model, not a curated record. Gene Ontology annotation, molecular function: carbohydrate binding; catalytic activity. The transcript has a single exon. Gene Ontology annotation, biological process: carbohydrate metabolic process. NCBI's taxonomy places the organism in Eukaryota, Fungi, Ascomycota, Sordariomycetes, Hypocreales, Nectriaceae. The coding region runs from base 1 to 1989 and encodes 662 amino acids.